Salarias fasciatus (jewelled blenny) is the source of this 3285-nucleotide messenger RNA. It is a transcript of the gene tnfrsf18, whose product is annotated as tumor necrosis factor receptor superfamily, member 18. The transcript has 7 exons. Gene Ontology annotation, biological process: immune response-regulating cell surface receptor signaling pathway. Gene Ontology annotation, molecular function: protein binding. The record is from RefSeq and is a predicted model, not a curated record. Lineage: Eukaryota; Metazoa; Chordata; Actinopteri; Blenniiformes; Blenniidae. Bases 21 to 848 code for a protein of 275 amino acids. Gene Ontology annotation, cellular component: external side of plasma membrane; CD40 receptor complex.
CCUAAAGCAAAACACUGACCAUGAUGUCUUUCCCAAACCUUUCUGUGGCAAAUAUGCCCGUGUAUGUCCUGACCUUCUGGAUUGUAGGACUCGCCAGUGGCUGUGGAGAUCAGCAGACAAAAGAGGAUGGAAUAUGCUGCAACAUGUGUCCGCCUGGUACUUAUUUGGAAGAAUUCUGCUCUUUGAGCAAGCAAACUGACUGUAAACCCUGUGAGAAGGGAUUUUUCUCAGAUCAGUACAGCAAUUUUGACAGAUGCGAGAAAUGCCGGUCGUGCCCAAAAGCUUAUGCUGAGAAUUGCACAGCAACCACAAACGCAAAAUGUGCCUGUAGCCCCGGUUUCCUGUGCUCCAACAGCGACUGCUCAGACUGCGAGGAAAACAAAUGCGUCACGGGAUUCGAACCCAAGAGGAAGGUAAAGUCCUCAAACGGAGGGUUGGAAGAAUAUUCAUAUGAGUGUGAGCCUUUGCCUUUAUGUCCUCAAAAUACUUUCUUCGACGCGGGGAGCUGCAAGCCUCGGACACACUGCGGGACACUUGGACUCGCUGAACGCUUCCCAGGGAACGAAACUCAUGAUUCAGUGUGUGAAAAGCUCAAGUCACAGAGAGGCGAUGGAGACUCCACUCACUUGCUUCUUGGCCUCGGGUGUAUUUUCCUGUCGGUCGCCAUCUUGCUGUUUCUGUCUUACCGCGGCAUUAAGAAACUGAGAAAACACAGAGCAAAUAAAGUCAUUAUGCUGGAAGCUGCUGCUAAAACCGACGACUUUCAGCUGUCGAAGGAGGAGAGCGGACACCUGUUCAUCAUCCAAAAUGAGUCUGAAGACAGUAAAAGUAUGAACUGCCCCAUUUAGGAUGACAUGGUCUGCGUUCCAGCUGAAAUGACUGUAAAAGAUUCUACAGACUCUGCUGUGGUGGUUAUCACUGUUGUCUCUCUGGGGUCUGACCGGGGUCCCCCUGUGUCUGUGUGGGUUCUCAACAGACACUUUAGUUUUCUUACACAGUCCCACAACAUGGAUUUGUUGCAUUGGGAACUACAUUGGCUGUAGGUGUGAGUAUUUGGUUCUAUAGGCGGCUCGUUGUUUCUGUUAGUGUUAGCCUCAUGAUGAAUCGGUACAGGCUCUACUCGACUCGAUUCCCAGUGUUGGCCGGGUGAGAUUCAAAGACCUCAGUCCAUCUGUCAACGGCGUGUAGACUGUCUAUGUUUAUUUGUGUUUAUUUCUUUUAAUUUACAUGUUGUGAAUGCUAUAGACGGGCGACACAGAAAAGUUGACCGCUCGGUCAGAUGGACGUAACACAAGCACAGACGCUCAUGCCUUUAAGUGCCACUGAUCAUGUGAAUCUGUUAGUGGGACUACUGAUCCACUGAGAGUUCUCUGUUUGGAAAGGCUGUAAACAGGUUUCAUGUAACAAAUGCAUGGAAAUAGCUCAGAGAAAUAUGAAACCACUGAAACCGGAAGCUCUGUUACAGUAAAACAAGGUAAACAUUAUUCACACAACUAUUCUUCAAUUUUUUUGAUUAAAGUCCUUUUGAAUUUCUGAAGACUCUACCUCUAUUUUCAAUAGUUAUUUAUUAGCAGUUGUAAAAUUUAUUUUAAUCAUUGUAACUGUACCACACUCUGACCGCUUCUCAUCAGAAAUAGACAACAAAAUAGGCAACAAAGAUUGUUGCUCAUAUUUCAGUAAGAAGUUGCAGAAAAGUAAAAGCUAUAAGCCUGUUAAUGUAAAGAUGCUGAAAUGAGUAGGGUACAGUUUAAAUGCAUCCCAUUAAUCACACAGUAAGUUUGUUUAAAAAAACAGAUUUUACAAUAGGGGAAUUUAAAUCAAAUGUUAAUGUCAGUUUUUGUUUUGCUCUAAGUUCAAAUUAAAAUGUAGGUUGACAUUAGUUCACGAAAUCAUGUAUGUUUCUGUUACUGCGUGCUAAAUCACAGGUGCUUUACAGAUAUAUGUAUGAGUUGACUUAUUCCUUUGAGAAAAAAAAUCGACCUAAUCACAAAGUGUUACUAGUUCUUUUGAAUAAAUUGUGAUGUUUCUCCAGAACUUUCUUACUAUCUAUUCUGUGGGUGAGUUGAUAUGAUGAAAAAAAAGAGUGAAUGCUGUGGGUUAUUUCAGGUAUAAAUCUCAGGUAUCAGGGAUCCAAGUAUUAUACCAAUUUCAAGAUAUUUCAUUACUGACAAGUUUGUGCAUUGAUGUUUGAAUAUUUGUAAAUGUGCAUAUUUCAUGAACAGAAUAUUUAUUUUACAUGGAUGAAUGUGUGGAACGUGUGUUUGUGUGGGAUACAUUGUGGCUCUCUGUUUUUUAAACUUUGUUUUGUUGUAGAUUUUGUUUGCAGUAGGAAUUAGAUGUGAUUCCUUUCUAGUCUCUCUUGGAUGACCAAGCUUCUAUCACGAGAAGUGAGGCCUGCCUCUCUAUGCAUAAAAACUUAUUUUCAGUUGAAUGAAUCUGCAUUCUUACGAAACCUUGUAAAUUUAUUACUUACUGGGAACAUACAUCCACCAAUUUUUCCUCUCAGUUUGUUUUAACGUGUAACAGGGUGGUGGGAAAGGAUGAAACAGGGAAAAAUGCAUCUUAAUUGGGAACUUCCCAAAUAUGGUGUUGUGCAUCAUAGCAGCAGCCCACCCCUCCAUCCAUCCAUCAUCUAGUCAUCACAGGCAGAAAACCACACACACACACACACACACACACACACACACACACACACACACACACACACACGCACACACGUACACCUAGUAGAAAUUUUGGGUCCCUCAUUAAACUCACCUGCAUGUUUGUGGACUGUGGGAGGAAACCAGAGUACCCAGAGGAAACCCAUGCUCAUUUGGGGAGAACAUGAAAACUCUGCAUAGAAAGACCCUGUGGACAUUUCAAACCAUGAACUUCUCUGUGAGGUGAAAGCACAAACCACUGCUCCACCAUGCAAUUUAUUAUUAGUCAAGUGGUAAAAUGAAUCCAACCACUGUAAAGCAUGUGUGAGGGGGCUGGAGUGAAUAUCAUAUUAUAGAUAUAAAAAAAAAAUCAUACACAAUACACAGGUUUCAGGAAGCAGGUUAAUUAUAUCAUAUGAUUAUUGAAUGUGUGUGUGUGUGUGUGUGUGUGUGUGUGUGUGUGUGUGUGUGUGUGUGUGUGUGUGUGUGUGUGUGUGUGUGUGUGUGUGUGUGUGUGUGUGUGUGUGCGCGCGCGCGCUUGGAUGCAUGCAUGGGUGUAAAUAUAGAUCAUUUCCAACAUCAGAUAUUCUUCUUUUGUUUGAAUCUGUAUUUUGUGCAUGUUUUGACAUGUCUGGUAUGAAUU